AUGCGCCCCGCGCCCGCGCUGGCCCUGGCCGCGCUCUGCCUGCUGGCGCUGCCCGCCGCCGCCGCCGCCGCCUACUUCGGCCUGACCGGGCGGGAAGUCCUGACACCAUUCCCAGGACUGGGCACCGCGGCGGCCCCCGCGCAGGGUGGGGCCCGCCUGAAGCAGUGUGACCUGCUGAAGCUGUCCCGCCGGCAGAAGCAGCUCUGUCGACGGGAGCCCGGCCUGGCGGAGACCCUGCAGGAGGCUGCACACCUCAGCCUGCUCGAGUGCCAGUUCCAGUUCCGGCAUGAGCGCUGGAACUGCAGCCUGGAGGGGAGGACGGCCCUGCUCAAGAGAGGUUUCAAGGAGACGGCCUUCCUGUACGCGGUGUCCUCGGCCGCCCUCACGCACACUCUGGCCCGGGCCUGCAGCGCUGGGCGCAUGGAGCGCUGCACCUGCGAUGACUCUCCGGGCCUGGAAAGCCGGCAGGCCUGGCAGUGGGGCGUGUGCGGUGACAACCUCAAGUACAGCACCAAGUUCCUGAGCAACUUCCUGGGUCCCAAGAGAGGAAGCAAAGACCUGCGAGCACGGGCAGAUGCCCACAACACCCAUGUGGGCAUCAAGGCCGUGAAGAGUGGCCUCAGGACUACAUGUAAGUGCCAUGGCGUGUCGGGCUCCUGCGCCGUGCGCACCUGCUGGAAGCAGCUCUCCCCCUUCCGCGAGAUGGGCCAGGUGCUGAAGCUGCGUUACGACUCAGCUGUCAAGGUGUCCAGUGCCACCAAUGAGGCCUUGGGCCACCUGGAGCUAUGGGCACCUGCCAGGCCGGGCAGCCCCACCAAGGGCCUGGCCCCCCGACCCGGGGACCUCGUCUACAUGGAGGACUCCCCCAGCUUCUGCCGGCCCAGCAAGUACUCGCCGGGCACGGCGGGCAGGGUGUGCUCCCGGGAGGCCAGCUGCAGCAGCCUGUGCUGCGGGCGGGGCUAUGACACCCAGAGCCGCCUGGUGGCCUUCUCCUGCCACUGCCAGGUGCAGUGGUGCUGCUACGUGGAGUGCCAGCAGUGCGUGCAGGAGGAGCUCGUGUACACCUGCAAGCAUUAGGCCUGCUGCCCAGUGUGCCAGCCGGGAAGCCAGGACCUCCCGCGGCCCCUGGUCAGUUUGAGGCCACCCAGCUGUCCAGCCGGCCCCUCCGGGCAAGUACAUACAGCGUGCGUGCACUCACUGAUGUACGCACCAGUGCACACCUUCUCCUCUCUCCACCGGGUCUCGGUAACCUUUUCCUCCCUCAACACUCAGCAAAGAGAGGUGGGGGCCCCACCCCUGACCCCGAGGAUCCCCAGCCUUGUUGAGGACUUGGAGCAGGAGGGCAGAGUAGAAAGGAUGUGGAGGGAAAUAAGGGAGACCAGGAGGAGGGCAGGACUGAGGGUUUGGAGGGGAGAAAGGGGACAUCUCGUCAUCUCGAGUGCUGGGUGAGUGGUCUAGAGCCAGCAACAAGUCGGGAGGUGAGCUCUGGGCCAAGAAGGCACAAGGAGGCAGUGUCAGCUGGAAGCAAGGGCUGGAGUCUGGCUGGGAUGGCUCAGUCCAGGCCUCAGGCCCUGCUCAGGUGGCAGUGAGCCCUGGGGCCAUACACCCUCACUACCCUGUGGCUUUGCUGUACGGGAGAAGGGGGAAGGCCAGGUGGGAGGAACCGUUGGUUUGGAGAAAGAAAGGUUUGGGCCUGAGUAGACCCAAGUAGGUUAUGUGCCCUGGAGCCCUGUGUCCUUGAUUUGGUUUUUAAAAUAUGCCUGCAUGGAGGCUUCACCAUUGUCUCGAGAGCUGAGCGGAGGCCAGACAAGCAGGGAGGGCCGGUCCCCAGGGUGGGGCGCAGAUAGUUCACCGAGGUUGCACAGGGAGACAGUGACCUCUCCCCAUUUUCCCUGUGACAUGUAAUCUUUAGUCCCAGGCCAGGAGAGGGUGACAGCCCCCUGGUGCCAGGGAGGGACACGGGGAGCUCAGUUUCUGUCUUCCCUUGAGCCCACUUUGGUCAGCUCCCAGUGGCUGGGAUCCCCCUGUGAGGCCCCAAUACAGCUGACAUUCAUUACAGGAGAGUUAGUUUAUGAUUCUGAUUCUGGUUACAUUUCUACUCUCAUAGCUACUCAUCUAGUUAAGGGUUUUUUUUCCAGGCUGGAGUUAUAGGCAUAGGAAACUCUUUGCUAAGCCCAGCUCCUUGGGGGCCCCCUUCAUUUACUAAUGGCCCCCUGCUUUGGCUUUUACCUGAAAAUAGAAGUGACUUUACUAAUUUCCUCUGAUCCUGUGGACAUUUCCAGUGCUACCUACCAAGGCUCUGUGUGGGAGGAGCAGAGAGAAACUGGUACACACACACACACACACACACAGACACACACACACAGACACACACAUAUGCAGGCACACACACUCCUUGGGCCUGCCAGGCUGAGGGUUCCUGUUUAGCAGCACACACCUCUCUGGUGCAGGACCAAGACCUUGCAGGGGUCACUUUGCUGGAGGCUGCGUGCUUCCCCAGAGCAGGGCCCGAUGCCAGCCAGGAGGAAGUGACCUCCUUCUGGAAGCUUUUGGCCGCUUUGCCGGCCCCACCGCGCCCUCUGUCAGCUUCCUUUCUCCCUGAACCCAGAGUUGCUGACCCUCUACUGAAACAGGAAACUUCAGGCUCCCUGAGACCUCCAAGGGUGUGCAGGAGCUGCCCUGUCUUCAGUGGAUCAGGAUGAUCCUACAAGAUGCUGGAAGGAUCUUUGGCUGCAGAGGCUCUGAGGAGAAGCCAAACUGACCUGAGACCCCUCUCUAGACUGACUCUGCUGACCCAAGCAGCUGGCCCACGUCUUGGCAGGAAGAGCAAAAAGGAGAGAGCACUGGUUUUCUAGUUUCUUCCACUCCUCGACUGCAUGGAGACUUUCUCUCUGCCAGCUCCAUCCAUCUUGCUCCUCUGAGACCGCAGCUCUGCCUCCACUCAGGCUCAGCACUUGGCAAAAGGCGGCGGAGGCCUAUCUGGCAGGAAGAGGGGGCCUGACCCACCAACACGGCACCCACAUCCCAAGUCCAUGACCGUCAGUGCUGGGGUUGCAGGAGGAUAAAGGGCAGACUCUGAGGGACCGAGGCCCGGGCUGGCCACUAACACUGACUAGGUCAAUGGCAUGGGUGCAGGCUCAGAGGGCCCCUCGGCCUGUGGGGUCCUCCCUGUCCAGCCCUCUCCCUCUCUUCUCCUUCCUUGCUCCCACCCCUUUCUCUUCCAGUUGCCCCCGUAGGUCCAUCUCAGCCCUGCUAGGGCCCCUGGGGACCAGUGACCACUGACCCUUCAUUCUACAGCUUUAAGGGAAACACUCACAGGGUAUUUUUUGUCUACCUCACAUAUAUAGUAUUUAGGGCAAAAGAGAAUAAUUUAUAUAGCUAAGAUAUAUGAGAAAAUAUUUAUGUUAUUUAUAUAGUUUCUAUAUUCCAUGGGCAGCACCUGUGGGGUCUGUGUUCUGCCGGAAGCCAUCUCUCUGGGGAGAUACAGCCUGGCCUGACUGGGGCGGCCCACUGACCUGGACACCAGGUGACUGGGCAGAAGGUCGCACAGGCUCCCGUGUCCUGUGACCAGGUCUGUCUUGGAGCUGGUGAGCACGCAUCCCCUUCAUGCAUGAGCCCUGGUGGGCUCCAUCUGGAUCCUCCUUGUGAAGUCUUUGUAAAUUCUCUGCUGUUCCGAGUCCCAGGCUCCCUCUUCUGCUCUGGCAAAAUUGGCUUGUUCAUAAUAAUAAUGACAACAAGGAUGACCACACCUUGCAUUUGUAAAGCACUUUUGAUCUUCGGAAACACUUUUGUCCCUUAAAUGUCACUUGAUUUCCCCAUUAUCCCUGUGAGGUAGGUGGGGCCACAUUACUGUGCCUAUUUCACAGAUGCUGCCGAGAGCUGGAGGGCUGUGCUCAAAGUCACACUGGAGAUCUUCAUUCAAUGAACAUUUCCUGAACUUCUACGUGGGCCAGGCGCCAUGGGGGCUGACUUACCUUGGGCCUGGGAGCCCCAAAGCCUGGAUACACCCUGAGCCCAAGAACCCAGGGAAGUGGCUGCUUCCCCGGCUGUGUUUGACCCUGGCCUUUCGGAUCUGGAUGGCAGAUUGGCAUUUUCCCAAGUGGAGUCCUGGGUCUUAGCGGCUGGAACUCCCUGAGAGGCCUGGAGAGACAAGGAUCCCUUGGAGGCCACUCCAGGGGCUCCACCUUCCGGCUCGCCCUCCUUCUGCCCACGCUCCGAGAGGGUCUGGCUAAUCACAGGGCCCCUCCCAGCCCACUGAUGGGUUUUGUUUGCUCUCAUUUGUGUUUUUCUUUUAAAAAUGAAUUGUUUCCCAUUGGC
Molecule: messenger RNA, 4317 nt
Organism: Diceros bicornis minor
Lineage: Eukaryota; Metazoa; Chordata; Mammalia; Perissodactyla; Rhinocerotidae
Gene: WNT9B
Product: Wnt family member 9B
Exons: 4
Coding region: 1-1077 (358 amino acids)
Biological process (GO): canonical Wnt signaling pathway; multicellular organism development; neuron differentiation
Cellular component (GO): extracellular region
Molecular function (GO): cytokine activity; frizzled binding
Source: RefSeq, a predicted model, not a curated record